GGGCUUUUAUAAGUAUUUGACUUUACUCAAAAUGUGCAAAGAGGAAUAAUGGAAGCGCCUGAAUACCUUGAUUUGGAUGAGAUUGACUUCAGUGAUGAUAUAUCCUACUCAGUCACGUCACUGAAGACCAUCCCAGAACUGUGCCGAAGAUGUGAUUCGCAGAGCGAAGACAGAUCAGUUUCUAGCUCUAGCUGGAAUUGCAACGUGUCGGCUCUCAUGACAAACACGCAAAAGCCCACAGGAAUCGCGGAUGUAUACAGUAAGUUCCGUCCUGUGAAGCGAGUUUCCCCACUGAAACAUCAGCCAGAGACUCUGGAGAACAAUGAAAGCGAUGACCAGAAGAACCAGAAGGUGGAGUACCAGAAAGGGGGUGAUUCCGACUCAGGCCCCCAGCCCGAGGAGCUCAGCCCUGGAGAUGGAGACAGUGGUCCCCAAAGUAAGAGCACCGAGCCCAGCACCUUGCUAGGGGAGCUGGAGCAUUAUGACCUUGACAUGGAUGAGAUUCUGGAUGUGCCUUACAUUAAAUCCAGUCAACAGCUUGCCUCUUUCACCAAGGUGGCUCCAGAGAAGAGAAUUUUGGGUUUGUGCACCACCAUCAAUGGCCUUUCUGGCAAAGCCUGCUCCCCCGGAAGUGCUGAGAGCUCACCAGCCAACAUGACACCGUUCUGUGUUCUUUCGCCAGUGAAAAGCCCUCACUUGAGAAAAGCGUCCUCUGCUGUCCGCGAGCAGCAAAAGCUCUCCGGGGAAGAGUCUGAGAGCUCACCGCCUCUGGUGAAGUGUGGCUCUGCAUAUGAGCCCGAGACCCAGACUAAGGACUUCCUCAUCAAGACCUUUAAUGAUCCUCCGAGUCGAAAACGCGAGAAGGCAAUGCCAGACGGCCAGCUCAGGGCCUUCCAUCCGCAGUCCGCAGCCACAGAACCCAAACUAGAAGAGCCGAUCGGGGGUGUGAACUGGACCAGCUCCCAAGGCCCGGAAGAAAGGAGUGAGUAUCUGAAAAAAGUGAAAAGCAUCUUGAACAUCGUUAAGGAAGGACAGAUAUCUCUCCUGCCACACCUCGCUGCCGACAACCUAGACAAAAUCCACGACGAAAAUGGCAACAAUCUCUUACAUGUGGCCGCGUCGCAGGGACACGCCGAAUGUCUGCAGCACCUCACCUCUUUGAUGGGAGAAGAUUGCCUCAGUGAGCGAAACGUAGAGAAGUUGACUCCAGCGGGCCUGGCCAUCAAGAAUGGUCAGUUGGAGUGUGUCCGUUGGAUGGUGAGUGAAACCGAAGCCAUCGCAGAGCUGAGUUGUUCUAAGGAUUUCCCAAGCCUUAUUCAUUAUGCAGGUUGCUUUGGCCAGGAAAAAAUUCUUCUUUGGCUUCUUCAGUUUAUGCAAGAACAGGGCAUCUCCCUGGAUGAAGUGGACCAAGAUGGGAACAGUGCUGUCCACGUAGCCUCCCAGCACGGCUUCCUCGGGUGCAUCCAGACAUUGGUGGAAUACGGAGCAAACGUUACCAUGCAGAACCAUGCGGGGGAAAAGCCGUCCCAGAGCGCCGAGCGCCACGGGCACACGCUGUGCUCCCGGUACCUGGUGGUGGUGGAGACCUGCAUGUCGCUGGCCUCCCAGGUGGUGAAGCUAACCAAGCAGCUGAAGGAACAGACAAUGGAACGCGUCACAUUGCAGAACCAGCUCCAGCAACUUCUGGAAGCCCAGAAAUCAGAGUCACUCCUUUCUUCACCCAGUUCACCAUCUUCCCCAGCUUCCAGAAGGUCCCAGUGGAAAUCUCCAGAUGUGGACGAUGAGUCUGUAGCCAAAAGCAAACCUGGAGUCCAAGAGGGGCUUCAGGUUCUUGGAAGCCUGUCGUCAUCCAGCCGGGCCAGGGCCAAAGGGAAAGAUGAAGAUUCUGACAAAAUCCUACGCCAGUUACUGGGAAAAGAUAUCUCAGAGAGCGUCUGCACCCAGGAAAAGCUGUCCUUGGAAUUCCAGGAUGCUCAGGCUUCCUCUAGAAACUCCAAGAAGAUCCCUGCGGAGAAGAGGGAACUCAAGUUAGCUCGGCUGAGGCAGCUGAUGCAGCGGUCCCUGAGUGAGUCCGACACGGAUUCCAACACCUCUGAGGACCCCAAGAGCACACCUGUGAGGAGGCCUGACAGGCCCCGGCCACAGCCCAUCGUGGGAAGUGUGGAGAGUGUGGACAGCGCAGAAAGCUUACACCUGAUGAUAAAGAAACACACCUUGGCAUCGGGACGUAGGUUUCCUUUUGGCAUCAAGGCCUCCAAAUCUCUGGAUGGCCAUAGCCCAUCUCCCACCUCAGAGAGCAGCGAACCUGACUUGGAAUCCCAGUGUCCCGGCUCAGGGACCACUCCCCCAAGCCAGCCCUCUGGAGACCCUGCUCAGCCCAGCCCCGACGGCACCGCCGCCCAGAAAGUGGCCAUGAGCCCCAAGAGUGCCCUCAAGUCUCCAUCUUCCAAGCGCCGGACCUCCCAGAACUUGAAACUCAGAGUUACCUUUGAGGAGCCUGUGGUACAGAUGGAGCAAACUAGCCCUGAGCUAAAUGGGGAGAAGGACAGAGAUAAAGGCAGGCCCCUCCAGAGGGCCUCCACGAGUAGUGAAUCAGGGGACCAACUGAAAAGGCCUUUUGGAACCUUCCGGUCUAUCAUGGAGACACUCAGCGGCAACCAGAACAAUAAUAAUAACUACCAGGCAGCCAACCAGCUGAAGACGUCCACACUGCCCUUAACCUCACUUGGAAGGAAGACAACAGACGCCAAGGGAAAUCCCAUGAGCUCUGCUAGCAAAGGAAAGAAUAAGGCGGCAUAAUGACAUCAAUAGAAAAAUGAAGAAAUCCUACAGCAUAAAGCACAAUGCUGAGCCAGAGUCAAAAGAACUCUUCUUGUAAAUCACUUUUUUCUUAUCUUUCACUGCCGCCCUUUGGACACCAUUGGAAAUUUCUGGACUACCCACUGUGGAAAUAGAAUCAUGAGAACCAAUGCCUCACCAGCAGAAGAACGGUAUCAGGAUGCCUUAAAUUUAUAGUAGUAGACUAUAUAAUACACAUUUUUGGGUGAUAUCUGUAUAUAUAACUUGUUUCUAAAGAGAUGACGUUUAAAAGCAUGAUUGGGCCAAUGUAUGUUUUUUAAGAUUGGAUUGGUUCAGCCUACCCACACGACGUCCACCUAAAGCCACUGGCGCCAUCUUGUCUUUCAUCAGUUGCAUGAGUGUUUGCUAAUGUUGAUUGAACUUUCCUUUCCCGGUAAAACGGGCAGUUUGGGCUCAGCUCCUAAAUGAGACCAGGUCAGUGGUAUUGUUUUCUGUCAAGAGUGUUUUUUCUGUCAUUUCUACUUUUUGUAUAAAGGAAAUAAAACAAUGUUAACAGCACCUAGAAGCUUGGGGCACCUACUUUCUAAUAAGCCUGUGAUGUUCUGCUUUCUAAGAGACCUUGAGACUAUUUUGAUUGCUGAUAUUUUAUUUCAGGAACAAACUGCCCAGUUUAGCUAUUUUCCCAUAGGGGUGAAAUAAAACAUUCUAGUUUUCAUUAA
This is a messenger RNA of Odobenus rosmarus divergens (Pacific walrus), 3518 nucleotides long. It is a transcript of the gene SNCAIP, whose product is annotated as synuclein, alpha interacting protein. Lineage: Eukaryota; Metazoa; Chordata; Mammalia; Carnivora; Odobenidae. The coding region runs from base 49 to 2799 and encodes 916 amino acids. The transcript is spliced from 10 exons. The record is from RefSeq and is a predicted model, not a curated record. Gene Ontology annotation, molecular function: ubiquitin protein ligase binding.